Aspergillus welwitschiae is the source of this 1995-nucleotide messenger RNA. RefSeq lists its product as uncharacterized. The transcript has 2 exons. Bases 78 to 1673 code for a protein of 531 amino acids. NCBI's taxonomy places the organism in Eukaryota, Fungi, Ascomycota, Eurotiomycetes, Eurotiales, Aspergillaceae. The record is from RefSeq and is a predicted model, not a curated record.
CAUAGACUGAACUCAGCCUGAACCAAGGACAUAACUACCUGGCGCGCUCCAUCCUACUUGCGACGGCACAAAAGGAGAUGGAUUGGGACCGCAGCAGAAGAUUUGAUGAUCUCCGUGGCGGAGAGAGUUACCGUCCUGGUGGUCCUCGCGCUUAUUUACGACGGAGCAGAUCGCCCCCGCGAGUUCAUUCUCCUCGUCUUGUUGCAGAUACAUGGGUUCCCUCACAUGGUCGGACGUAUGGCCGUGUGCGCAGUCGCUCACCACCGGCCCCAAGACGUCGCCUCUCACGCAGUCCAUCAUUUUACAGGGGGGAAGUUGGAAUGGGCACAUAUUCAAAGCCAUGUCCAUCGCCAAGGCGGUUCUCGCCUAGACGAGGUGAGGUAAGGAAUCGGUCGCCUCACCAAGCCUCGUGGCGCUCAAGGUCUCCAUAUGGCGAAAGCCGCCAGCGUGAUAUCUCAUGGAGUCGGGGUAACCAUAAACGCCCCCGGGAGAUUUCACCGCGGAGCCAUGACUACAGGUUUUCAAGGCGGGAGCGGAAUCAGCCUUCUGGCGACAUAUAUACAAAGCCUGACAUUCCACUUCGUGAUACUGGCAGCCGUGCACAAUUUUCCCAUAGAUCCAGAAGCCCUUUUCAUGGAGGACGCAGGGAACGCCACCUAGAUAUUCCUUUAAAUAAGAAGCGGCGAUCAGCAUCUCCUAAGGGCGCAUCACCUAUGCGUACAUCCGCAUCUGGCUCACUCCCAACUUCAAGACGUUCGUCUCCUUUCACUGAAAGACUCAAUUUGAAUUCAUCCAAUGCCCCAAGCCGGUCGCCACCUCACCAAAACCCUCCUCGAUGUCUUUCGAGGACUUCAGAUCAGUCCUCUCGAGGAGAGCGAGCCUGUUCGCUCAGUCGCAAGCCCGCACCCGAGGAACCGAGGCAUCAAUCGCCAGCGCCAGAACGACCUACGGGCAAUGGGCAAGAUUUUGGAAGCGUCAGGUCACAACAGCGGGUAACCGAAGCUCCUGGAUUAGUUUCUGGCCAACCGGAUACAUACCAAUCCCGCAACGUUCCAGUACAACCAAAGGCAUACGGCCACAUGUUGCAGGGUCAAAUACCGCCAUCUGGCCCAUCACAUGGGUCUAAAGUAAUGUUGCAGAAUCGUGGGUCAAACAUUUCGUUGCUGUCAGCUCCAACUCGGCCACGCGGCGGUCCAAGUUUUAAGGAGUCGUCCUGGACAGCCUCCCCAGUCCGCCGUGGGCCUGCGGCUACCGGACUCCACGGUUCCCCACCGACUGGUCCGCGCAGUAGUCUUAUGUCAACAGGUCCUGGCGUUGAGUUGCCCCGCCCCCAUCCCAGCAGACAAGGUAGCAUUACCGGGUCUUCCUAUCCCGCUCGCAUCCCGAGACAUCUUAGUCACCUUGCGGGCCUUCACCAAAUUAUACCUGAAGGCAAAAUCAUUCCUUCGGCACUUGAUAUUGCCAUGGAGAAACGCCUGUCUCAAUUGGAAACAGAUAAAGACAGACUUUUUGAACAGAUUGCGGACAGUCAGAAGCUAAGGCGAGUUGGGAUCCGAGAUUGGGAUAGGCUAGACAGGGAAAGUUCUAUUUGUGCAUUAAAAAGUGAACUGGCAGAAGGACACCUACAACGUAUAGCUGAUGGUGAAGGCGUUCAUGUUGGUGCGAUGUUCUGAGAUUGGGUCAAGGCACAUUAUUAUUGACAUACCAGCCAUUGCCGUCUCCAAUAGCAAAGCAAGUAGAAAACAUAUCAACCUCUUCAAUUCCACACAACUCAUGAUCCGCAGUAUCCUAUCUAUUCAAUCCUUAUUUCACAAGGCUAGUUACAAACUUGAAUCUUUAGCAGUAUCGAGUACAGUUCACAAGAAAUGCACCAUUGAAUAAUGGUUGCUGGAUAUGUGCACUUUCUCUUACAUGUAACGAAGUACUACGGCCAUAAGCGUGAUGAUUAUCUUCUCGUCUUAGUUAGUUUUUUUUUUUUUUUUAGUAUUACCCUUU